This is a messenger RNA of Medicago truncatula (barrel medic), 1227 nucleotides long. Its product is annotated as shewanella-like protein phosphatase 2. The transcript has a single exon. The record is from RefSeq and is a predicted model, not a curated record. Gene Ontology annotation, molecular function: hydrolase activity. NCBI's taxonomy places the organism in Eukaryota, Viridiplantae, Streptophyta, Magnoliopsida, Fabales, Fabaceae. Bases 1 to 1227 code for a protein of 408 amino acids.
AUGGAUUGGAGGGAAGAACAGAAUCAAUCACUUGUCCCUGUUUUAUCAAAGAAGAAUAAUCAAUCUACAGAAGUGAACUCAACCUCAUUUGCAUGCAAAGACAUUCCUAAUCUCCUAUCUUCUUUCGUUGAUACCUUUGUUGAUUUCUCAGUCAGCGGUCUCUUCCUCCCACCGCCGCCACCUACGAUGACAUCUAAGCCUCCCACCCGCCUUCCCUCGUCGCCACGCCUGAUCGCUAUCGGCGACCUCCACGGGGACUUCAAUAAGACCAAGCAAGCUCUGCGCCUUGCCGGCAUAAUUGACUCCUCGGACAGAUACAUUGGAGGUUCCACCACUGUAGUCCAAGUUGGCGACAUCCUUGACCGCGGAGGCCGUGAGCUCAAGAUUCUUUACAUUCUUGAGAAGCUGAAACGAGAAGCCGCACGUUGCGGCGGCAGAAUCAUAACCAUGAACGGAAACCACGAGAUCAUGAACGUCGAAGGGGACUUCCGUUACGCAACAAAAGCUGGUGUUAAGGAAUUUAGGGUUUGGUUAGAAUGGUUCCGCCAAGGUAACAUGAUGAAGAGUCUUUGCCACGGUUUGAAACCGCCGAAAGAUCCCUUAGAAGGUAUUCACGUGGAAUUUAGCGGCGUAAGGAAGAAAUUUCAUGAUGGCCUUAGUGCUAGGGUUGCAGCGUUGAGACCCAAUGGCCCGAUUUCUGGAAGGUUCUUGUCCCACAAUGCUACUGUGUUGGUAGUUGGUGACUCGAUUUUCGUCCACGGUGGUUUGCUUCCAGAACACGUUACUUAUGGGUUGGAAAAGAUUAACGCUGAAGUUAGUGAUUGGGUUAAGGGUUCCACCGUGUGUCGGUUUCCACCGCCUUGUUGCCGUGGGAGUAAUGCGGUUGUUUGGUUUAAGAAAUUCUCAGAAAAUGUUGAGGCGAAUUGUGAUUUUUCGAUUCUUGAUCAUGUUCUAGAUAUGAUUCCUGGUGUUAAGAGAAUGAUCAUGGGACAUAAGAUUCAGAAGAAUGGGAUUAACGGCGUUUGGGAUAACAAGGCUAUUCGAAUCGAUGUCGGUAUGUCGAAAAGAUGUCAUGGUGCUUUGCCUGAAGUUUUGGAGAUUAAUGAGACUUCUGGAUUGAGGAUAUUGACAUUGUAUUCACAUCGAAUCAUUUAUAACCGAAGAAAAGGGAAACUUCUUCGGGAUUUGAUGUUGGAAAGCAGAAAGGGUUUGUGUUGUUUAGUUUAA